ACUGACACAACAAACGGGCGCCAAAAGAGCGUAUGUGAAAUAGAAACGAAAACGUUGUCAAUAAAUUGUUUACUACAAUAAGCAGGCAAGCGUAAUAGUGAAAGUGUGACUUGCAAAAUGACGAUGAGCCUGGAUGAGACCAUCUGUGCGUAUUUUGUGAACAAUCUGAAAGCCAGCGACAGCAAUGAGACGGACACACUCGAGCAGUUCACAACGGCACUGGAGCUGCUGGGCAAGCAGCUGGCCGAGACGCAGAUACGCCAGAUCAAGCCCAGCGAGGGCUAUCCUCUGAUCGCAGCCGGUAAUCUCACCAAAAAGGAUGUCUUUGUGCUGGCCCAAUUCGAGGGCGAUUUCUUCCAACAACUGCAAAUGACCAAAGCCCUGAUACUGGGUCCGCCGUGCCUGGUGUCCUGCCUGCGGCAAAACGAACCCAUACCGCUGGGCAGCAGUGCCAUCUACACCACGGCCAUGCGCGAUCUAUUGGUCUCGGCGAGCGGCAUACCACCGCAAAAGAAGGAGGAGCUGAGCAAACUGAUUAACUGGAUGGGCGGCGUUUACUUUCAGAGUUUCGGUCACCGCACCACGCACCUUAUCUCGAACACCAUCAAGUCGCACAAGUACGAGCAGGCCACGCUGACCGAGGUGCCUGUGAUGCAUGUCGACUGGGUGCAGUAUGUCUGGGACCAGAGUCGCAAGCGGCAGCGUGAGAGCAUACGGGCCACAGACACAGAGUUCGACAAGUACCGCCUGCCCACGUUCUUUGGGGCGAACAUCACCUGCAGCGGCCUCGAUGUGGCGCGCAAGGAUCAGGUUAUGCAGCUGGUCAAUGAGAAUGGGGGCAUCUACCAUCGCGCCUUUCGCUCCCAGGUGGUGGACAUUGUCAUCACCGAGCAGUCCAAGACGGACACCGACAAGUACAAGGCGGCCAUACGCUACAAGAAGGAUAUCCUGCUGCCCGAAUGGAUAUUCGAUAGCCACAGUCGCGGCUAUGCUCUGCCCACCAAGAAGUACGAGGUGCGCGCCAAAAAGUCGGUCUCCACGCCCACCAAGAGCUCAGGCAGUGGCGGGCGAACCUCUGCGGCGGGCGACCAGACGCAGCUAUCGGAUUUGUCCAGGAUUAGCUUUGUCUCUAGCUCCCGUCGCAUGUGCAGCGACAUGACCACCGUCAACGAAACGCUCAGCAGCCCAUCCAAGGGGCUCCUGAAGCAAGCGACCACCAGUAGCGGCAGCGGCAGCGGCAGCGUCAGAAGUUACCAGCAAGUUCUGGCCGACAUUUGUCCGCGUCAGGCCAAAAAGGCUGGGCCCCUGCUCGAUGGCUGUUGCGUGUACCUCAGCGGCUUUCGGACGGAGGAGCGCGAGAAGCUCAAUCGCAUACUGAACACAUGCGGUGCCACACGCUACGAUGAGGCGAACGAGGGCAUAUCCCACAUUAUUGUCGGCCAACUGGACGACACCGAGUACCGGCAAUGGCAGCGCGACGGCCUCGUGGCCACGGUGCAUGUGGUGCGCCUGGAAUGGCUGCUUGAGAGCAUACGUAGUGGUCGUCUGGUCAACGAGUUGGCACAUCGUGCCUCGCUGCCGCAGACACGGGAGCCGGAUGUGGCCUCGCCCGCCAGCAAGCGAACGCUUCGCUCGAUGAAUCACAGCUUCAAGCAGCCCAAGCAGCUGCCCAUCAAGAAGAAGCUGUUCGGUGGGGAGUCGGAAACGGAAAUAGAACCAGAGCGACAGCAGGAGAAGCCCCAGGAUGUGGAUGUGGAUGUGGAGCUGCUCAAUCAGUAUUCGCAGGACCAAGAGCCAGCAGCACAGCUGCCGCCAGCCCAUGCGGAUGUAAGCAUGCUGCUCCAUCCGGCAGCAAGCUCCACACAAAUGGAGAUACGUCCAAAUCGGCCAUCAGCGGCUGCAGCUGUGGCCCUGGCCCUGCCCGAUCUCAGCGCCAGCACCUUGUCCAUUGACUUUGAUAAGCUGGACUACUUCACGGGCGUCUCCGUGUACGUGCACAAGGAGUCCUUCAACACGGAGUUCUACACACAAAUGCUGAGCGAAUGUGAGGCUGCCCACGGUCUGCUGGUGCCUGCGAGCUUCUCCGAUGAGGUGGACUAUGCCAUCGUUAGCUUUGAGGUGCCCUUCGCUGCGGACAGUCUGCCGAUACGAGCGCGUCAUGUGGUCACCGAGCUGUUCCUCGAGAGCUGCAUGAAGCAGAACAAGCUGCUGCCCGCCGAAUACUAUCACCUGCCCGUGCCGUUUGCUGCCAGUCGUGAGCCCCUGCAGGGCAUGACCAUUGUGGUGUCGCUCUAUUCGGGCCUGGAGCGUGACUUUAUCAAUUCGGUGGCCACACUCAUGGGCGCCUCGGUCAACAAGACGUUCAUCAAGAAGGAGAAGCCACUGCUGGUGUGUCCCACGGCCGAGGGCUCCAAGUACGAGGGAGCCAUCAAGUGGCACUAUCCGGUGGUCACGGCCGCCUGGCUGGUACAGUGCGCCCAGAAGGGUGAGAAGCUGCCAUUUGUCGGUCAUUUAGUGGGCAAGAGCGCAGCCGAUUUUCCCUCGAUCUCGCCACGAUUGAAGGAGAACAAUUUGCGCACACCACGCCGUCAGGAGCGGGAGUCGGAGCAGCAGCAGCAGCAGCUGCUGUCAACAGUGGAAGAGGCUGAAAAUCAGCCGGAGGUUGCACCCAUUCCUGUUAUCAACGCUCCAGCCGUGCAACCUGCAGUGCCUGCGCCAGAGCUAACACCGCUGCGGAAUCGUCGCGUCUCCGAGCUGGCGGGUGGUCUGCGUCGCAACAGCAGCAGCAGCUCCUCGUCGCCCUCAGAUUCGCCGCGCACCCCCACCAACCAGGCGUACAGUCAGGGCUACAAUUUUGAGUUCUUGGAAGAGUUUGUGGAGCGUCUGGACACGGACGAGGGCAAGGACUGUGUGCGCCAGAUCAUACGCGAGAUGCGAGAGAAUCAAACGCCCGAACUGGAGCGCAUACGCAGGCAGGCGUGCACGCCGGUGAGCCAUCAACAGCCACGACCAGCGCCGGGCAUACCCGAGUUUUGUCUGACGCCCGAAUACAAGCGGCGCAUGGCCGAUGCUUUUGAGCGACGCUGGCGCCUGCCCACACAAAACAUCCAGCCAGACACACCCAUAGCGGUGAUCAGGAAGCGGGUGAUGCGCAUAACCUGUGAGACGCUGGGCAUUGCCUACGACGACAUGGAGGAGGAUCAGCAGCAACAGCAGCAGCAGCCAGCGGGCAGCAACAAAAAUAAAAGGAUGCAAAAGCUAGACUUUGAGAGUAAGUCCCCGAAGACACCCAAAGCCACACCGAUGAUGCCGAAAGCCACAGCCAAGAUAGCCACACCACCGCGUGUGGCUGUGUCGCCGCUUAGUGGCUCCCCAUCGGCAUCAAAUUUCGUGCCAAAUACUCAGAGUCCUGUGGGUGUGGGUGUGGGUGCAGCGGCCGAGAGCACAAUUAAUUUUGAUAAAAUCAGCUUUGAGGAGACAACAACAGCGGCAGCAGCCGCCACAGCGGGACCAGACCCGCUCAAUCUACUCAACUCGCCGGACGUCAAGCAGAUCACCGACUAUCUAAAGCAAUGCGAGAGCCGCCGGAACAGCCUGAAGCGCACUCACGACAGUCAACUGGAGUGCGCCGAGAGCGAGGUUCAGUUUGUGCAACCAUUCGAGUCCGAGGGCUUUGCCUUGGGCACCGACGACAUGGUGGACUGGCGUGAUCCGGGCGAAUUCAAUGCGGCCAAGCGGCGCUCCUCGGGCUCGCCACGAAUGCAGCAUGCGGGCACACCCUGCUUCAGCAUCUCCUGCGGCGAUGAAGAGAAGCGAGCCGAGCUAAUGGACCGCAUCAAGCAGUUGGGCGGAAAACUGUGCGAGAAUCUCGUCAACUAUGACGAGGCCUGCACGCACCUGCUCUGCGAGCGUCCCAACCGCGGCGAGAAAAUGCUGGCCUGCAUAGCUGCCGGCAAGUGGAUCCUCAAUAUCCAGUAUAUCGAACAGUGCCACACUCGGGGCCACUUUCUCGACGAGGCCCAGUACGAGUGGGGCAAUCCGCGUGCCCUGAAUCUGCCCACUCUGGCCCCCGAAGAGUCUGUGAUUGCAGUGGCCGCACAUCGCUGGCGCACCGAACUGAGUGCCACUGGCGGUCGCAGCUACUCCGAUCAUCGUGUUAUACUCAGCCUUCAUGAGCGCAGUGGUGCGGCCAUACGGAAUGUUUUGCGUGCGGGCGGUGCUUGCAUUUUGGAGCCGCGCUCUCCCUUUUCCGAGGAUCCGCUGGCGGCCACAGCCACCGAUUGUUUUGUGGACAUCAAGAAGGCACCGCUGCCGGCCAAGGACUUGGCCCAUUUGCGGCAGUGUGGCGUGCGCAUCUUCACCCAAUUGGCCAUCAACUAUUAUCUGACGCACGGUCGGGAGGCCAAUCUAGAGAAAUAUGUGGUCAAUUAGAGCUGAUGAAAAUGAAAACUGAAAGCAGGCACUGAUCGUAAGACUUAGCUUUAGGUAUCUCUCGUUUUUUUUUUUAAAUUGUUCUUCACAUUUAAAUGACCCAAAAGAAAUGGAAUAGCUGUGUACAGCUGCGAAGCAUUUACCCACGAAUCAAUUGAUUUGAAUUCGAUUAAAAUGUAUUCGAAUGUAAAUGAAAACUCCUUUGAAGUUAUCCAUUUUGAGGC
Molecule: messenger RNA, 4655 nt
Organism: Drosophila guanche
Lineage: Eukaryota; Metazoa; Arthropoda; Insecta; Diptera; Drosophilidae
Gene: mus101
Product: DNA topoisomerase 2-binding protein 1-A
Exons: 1
Coding region: 118-4431 (1437 amino acids)
Biological process (GO): DNA replication initiation; mitotic G2 DNA damage checkpoint signaling; mitotic DNA replication checkpoint signaling
Source: RefSeq, a predicted model, not a curated record